AUGACCAACAGGACCAACUCCUCCAGCUGUGUGUGCGCCGUGGACGCGCAGAGCAACGCGAGCGAGCCGGACCUGGAGCUGGACCUGGAGUACCCGGUGCACCUGUACCCCGUGCCUGUGCUGACCGGCAUCACCGUGACCUGCUCGCUGCUGUUCCUGGUGGGGAUCGGCGGGAACCUGCUGACCAUCCUGGUGGUGCUGAAGUACCGGGACAUGCGCACCACCACCAACCUCUACCUGUGCAGCAUGGCGCUGUCCGACCUGCUGAUCUUCCUCUGCAUGCCGCUGGACCUGUACCGCGUGUGGCGCUACCGGCCCUGGAACCUGGGCGAGCAGCUGUGCAAGCUCUUCCAGUUCGUGAGCGAGAGCUGCACCUACUCGGCGGUGCUGAGCAUCACGGCGCUGAGCGUGGAGCGCUACGUGGCCAUCUGCUUCCCGCUCCGGGCCAAAGUGCUGGUGACCCGCGGGCGCGUCAAGGCGCUCAUCCUGCUGCUGUGGCUGGUGGCGCUGUGCAGCGCGGGACCCAUCUUCGUCCUGGUCGGCGUGGAGCACGAGAACGGCACCGACCCGCGCGAGACCAACGAGUGCAAAGCCACGGAGCGCGCGAUCCGGUCCGGACUGCUGACCGUCAUGGUGUGGAUCUCCAGCGUCUUCUUCUUCCUGCCCGUGCUGUGUCUCACCGUGCUCUACAGCCUCAUCAGCCGCACCCUCUGGAGGAGGAACCGGAACCCCGUCGGACCCGCGUCCAGUCGGGACAAGAACAACACGCAGACUGUCAAAAUGUUAGCGGUGGUGGUCUUUGCGUUUGUCCUCUGCUGGCUGCCGUUCCACUUGGGCCGCUAUCUGUUCUCCAAGUCAUCCGAAGCCAAUUCUCCACUAAUUACCCAAAUCAGCGAGUACUGCAACCUCGUCUCCUUCGUUCUGUUUUAUUUCAGCGCCGCCAUCAACCCCAUCCUCUACAACAUCAUGUCCAAGAAGUACAGGGUGAUGGCCUGCAGGCUGUUCGGGCUGAGGUGCGUUCAGGAGCGCUCCAAGCCGACGCCCUCGAAUUCGGAGAACUGCCCCGUGUGGAACGAGUCCGGUGGAACCACAUGA
Molecule: messenger RNA, 1095 nt
Organism: Clarias gariepinus (North African catfish)
Lineage: Eukaryota; Metazoa; Chordata; Actinopteri; Siluriformes; Clariidae
Gene: ghsrb
Product: growth hormone secretagogue receptor b
Exons: 2
Coding region: 1-1095 (364 amino acids)
Biological process (GO): hormone-mediated signaling pathway; G protein-coupled receptor signaling pathway
Cellular component (GO): plasma membrane
Molecular function (GO): growth hormone secretagogue receptor activity
Source: RefSeq, a predicted model, not a curated record